CAGAAGGAGUGUGUGCCUGCUGGGGUAAAGCUCAGCAGCAGAGGAUUAACUGGGGGCUUGAGGUGCACAGUGAGGAGUGGGGCAGCAGAUCUGCUCCAGGAGGCACAUUUUUGGGGUGCAUUACUGGUCAAAAAAAAUAAUGCGAUAAUUACUGGAGGUUCUCCUGAGCUAUCUUUGAUGUUAGGCCAAGGCUCUCUAGCUGCGUGACUGCUUACACUCCAGUUGUGUGGAGUGGUGUCCACAGCCUCUCGGCCUUUGCAUUGAAGGGCCUUCCCGGGUAGCCCGAAGUCCAGCUGAGCCCUGCCACAGCGCUGUGCCACGUGGACCAUAUUAAACUGUAGUUCUAAGGCUCCUUCUGAGCUCCAAGAUUCUAUUUGGGAAGGAUGGAAGAAAGGGCGGGCGGAGAGAAAGGUUUUCGGGCAGAUGAGUUCUAAACACCCCAAAGCGUCCACUUCUUGUUCUAGACCUUGAGCACCACAAUGGGGGGCCACGACGGGACACCCCGAGUGUUCCCUUAAGAGGCUGCCGGGCCCUCCCACUGCGGGCGCGAAAGGCUAGAGGAGGGCGGAGGGCAGCGCGCGAGCCGGUCCCGCGGCAGCACCCAGCGCGGCUGGCAUGGCAGAGGUGCAGCCGGGGCCGCCGAGCGGCGUUCAGCUCAACGCGCUGCCGGACCACUCCCCGCUGCUGCAGCCCGGCCUGGCUGAACUCCGGCGCCGGGCCCUGGAGGCGAGCGUCCCGCUCGCGCCGCAGCCGCUCUCAGACGCCUUCUUGCUGCGGUUCCUGCGCGCCCGGGAUUUCGACCUGGACCUGGCCUGGCGGUUAUUAAAAAACUAUUAUAAAUGGAGAUUGGAAUGUCCAGAAUUAAGUGCAGAUCUGCACCCUAGAAGUAUUCUUGGCCUUUUGAAGGCAGGCUAUCACGGAGUUCUGAGAUCCAGGGAUCCCACUGGGAGCAGAGUUCUUAUUUACAGAAUCGCGCGUUGGGACCCAAAAGUGUUUACAGCUUAUGAUGUGUUUCGUGUAAGUCUAAUUACAUCUGAGCUUAUCGUACGGGAGGUAGAAACUCAGCGGAGUGGAGUCAAGGCUAUAUUUGACCUGGAAGGCUGGGAGUUUUCACAUGCUUUCCAGAUUACUCCAUCUGUAGCCAAGAAGAUUGCUGCUGUACUUACAGAUUCAUUUCCACUGAAAGUCCGGGGCAUCCAUUUGUUAAAUGAACCAGUAAUUUUCCAUGCUGUAUUUUCCAUGAUUAAACCAUUCCUGACUGAAAAAAUUAAGGAACGGGUCCACAUGCAUGGCACCAAUUACAGACAAAGCUUGCUGCAGCAUUUUCCUGACAUUCUUCCAUUGGAAUACGGUGGUGAAGAGUUUUCCAUGGAGGAUAUUUGUCAGGAGUGGACAAAUUUUAUAAUGAAGUCUGAAGAUUAUCUCAGCAGCAUUUCUGAGACCAUUCAAUGAGAGAUAUUUUAUCCAAAUGGUUUCCUAAUUGAAAGUGCCUAAGAUCUUAUGUGAAUGCAAGAAAAAAAAAUCUUUUAAUUACUGCUUGUUUACUGAUCUUUAAAAAAGUAAAAAUGUGUAACAUGAGCAAUAUGGAUGUCUAAAAAGCUUUUAAAUCUUCUCUUCACUUUUGAAGUACUUAAAUGUUAAUAUACUUGAAUAGCAUAAGAGAGAUUCCUAAUGUCUGCACUUGAAGAAAUAAUAUAGGAAGUGACUUCUAAAGCGGCUAUUCAUGCGCAUGUUUGUGUUUUCAUAAAACUUGAUGUUGAGCAAGUUUUCUGAUUACAUUUUAGUCACAGAUUUAUAAAAUCUACUUAAAGAAAUAGGGCACUAAUCAAGUGAGUACAAAAAACUAUUAACACUCAUUUUCUGUGGGUGCCAAACUAGAUUAUAAUUCAGACCAAAAUCUGAACAGCUUUACAGGUACUUCUUCAGGCCAGCAGGAUAGUUCAUCUCAGGAAAUCCUAUUUUAGCACAUUUGCACAAUACAAACUUUUGACUGCA
Octodon degus (degu) is the source of this 1995-nucleotide messenger RNA. RefSeq names its product alpha tocopherol transfer protein (gene Ttpa). Gene Ontology annotation, molecular function: phosphatidylinositol bisphosphate binding. The record is from RefSeq and is a predicted model, not a curated record. Gene Ontology annotation, cellular component: membrane. Lineage: Eukaryota; Metazoa; Chordata; Mammalia; Rodentia; Octodontidae. The coding region runs from base 616 to 1452 and encodes 278 amino acids. The transcript has 5 exons.